Molecule: messenger RNA, 978 nt
Organism: Penicillium soppii
Lineage: Eukaryota; Fungi; Ascomycota; Eurotiomycetes; Eurotiales; Aspergillaceae
Product: Glycosyl transferase family 8
Exons: 3
Coding region: 1-978 (325 amino acids)
Molecular function (GO): glycosyltransferase activity
Source: RefSeq, a predicted model, not a curated record
AUGACACAAGAUCAGCAGACCCGUCCUAAGCGGGUAUGGGCAUCCCUAAUCACAAAUCUGUCCUAUCUCCCGGGCCUCUUAACGCUUCAUCACUCUCUCAACCACCCGACCCCAGACCCACAUGCCUCACCAUCCGCAAAGCAAGGCACCAAGUACCCUUUUGUCGCCUUAUAUACCUCAAGCUUCCCUCCAGAAGGUCUCAAAGUGCUCCGAGCACGGGGAAUCACAGCACAAUGGGUUCCCUCCGUGAGGCCAGCGAUCACAAUAGAUUACGCGCAAGAUCCACGCUUCGCCGAAACAUGGAACAAACUCAUUGUCUACUCACUCGAGGAAUAUGAGCGCAUUGUCCUGCUAGACGGUGAUAUCCUCGUCCGUCGAAAUAUGGACGAACUCAUGGAUAUUCCAUUGGAUGGGGAAGAGGAUGGGGAACGGGUCUUUGCAGCUGCGCAUGCUUGCGCUUGCAACCCGUUGAAGAAGGCACAUUAUCCUGCGACUUGGAUCCCCGAGAACUGUGCUUAUACAACGCAGCACUCCAUGCCCUUGAAAGCGCAAACCAUUGCGCCCCCACCAGGCUCAGGCGUGGGUAUGCUCAACAGCGGUGUGCUGGUCGUGCGGCCUUCGGCAAAGCACUAUAGGGAAAUCACCUCCGCUCUGCAAGAGCCAGAACGGAUCAAUAAAUAUGUCUUCCCGGAUCAGGAGCUGCUGUCCGAUGUCUUUUCAGGACGGUGGGUUGCGCUGCCGUAUGUUUAUAAUGCGCUGUAUACGCUGCGUAUCGAAGGGGUGCAUGAUGCGAUUUGGAGAGACGAUGAAGCUCGCGCUGUCCACUAUAUCCUUGCGGCGAAGCCUUGGCAUGAAACUCACAAGGAGGGGGAGACGGGUGGACUAAAUGAAACGGGUAUCUGGUGGUGGAGAGCCAAUUGGGAGAGGAUGGCUGCUGAGAGGAGAGCUGGCGUUGAAGAUCAGUUUUCACAAUCAUAG